Aspergillus nomiae NRRL 13137 is the source of this 831-nucleotide messenger RNA. Its product is annotated as acyl-CoA thioesterase. The transcript has 2 exons. NCBI's taxonomy places the organism in Eukaryota, Fungi, Ascomycota, Eurotiomycetes, Eurotiales, Aspergillaceae. The annotation marks the transcript as partial. The record is from RefSeq and is a predicted model, not a curated record.
CUCCGCAUCUUCCACCACCUGUGGUGGAACGUCCGGCCCACCCACCCGGUGUUCGUGCCGUAUUCCGUCACAUCACGCACCCCGAUUCUGGAAACGGACUACAACUUCCACAAGUCCAACAGCACGUAUUUCUCGGAUCUGGACAUCUCGCGGACGGCGCUCGUCACGCGACUGUACACGCCGGGGAUCCGCACCGUGAGCAAGGAGCUCGAUGCCGAGCUCGGCGAGGCUGCGCGCCGCGAGGGGAAGAAGCCGCCCGCGCACAAGAACAUGUAUGUGGCGCUGGGGUCGGUGUUUUGUUCGUUCAAGAGGGAGAUUAAGCCGUUCGAGCUCUAUGAGAUCGAGACCAAGGUUAUUGCCUGGGAUCGGAAGUGGAUGUAUGUGUUGAGUUUCUUCCUUCGGCCGGCGAAGGCCGGCGGGAAGAGGUCGCUGUUUGCUACCGCUGUGAGUAAGUAUGUUGUUAAGAAGGGCCGCCUUACGGUGCCCCCGGAGAGGGUGCUCAGGGCUAGUGGGUGGUUGCCGGAGCGUCCGGAGGGCGAUGUGUUGGUUGCUGAUAGUCCGGUGGAGGGCUCGGGCGUGGGGACGCCGGCUGGGGAGGGGAUUACGGCUACGGCUGGGGUUGACGGGGCGUUGGUGAGGGAGGUUCUGAAGGUCAGUGAGGGUGAUAUGCCUGAGACGAAGCUGGAGGAGGAGAAGAAGGCAAAUGCUGAGUCGUGGAGUGUGGGUGAGUGGACUUGGGAGAUGAUUGAAGAGGAGAGACAACGGGGGUUGGAGGUGGUGGCAGGUUAUAUCAAUAUGGAUACGAAGCUACAUGACGAAUGGGAGCGGUGA